AAGAGGGCUCUCUUUUCCCUAUAUAUUACUUUACUCUUUGGCGUGAGUUCAUGUGAAUGCUAGUAGGAAAAGUUGACUAUAAUUUACUACAUUUUUGUCGUUGCUUUGCGGAGUAAUAUCCCCACAAUUGAAAUACGAUGGGUCGGUCAAGAUCACGGAGUAAGUCACCGCGGCGACACCAUAAAAGUAGCAAACAUUCUAGGAAGAAGAGUCGCUCCAAGGAUCGUUCAUCAUCUAGGAGUAGAAGUUCUAAACUUGUAGAAAAAUCUAGGGAACGAAGUUCAAAAUCCAGAAAAAGAUCGCAUUCCAUGUCGUCUUCAAGCAGUAGUGAAGCUUCUUACGAAGGAAGUAGAAGCCACAGGAAGAAGUCGAAGGGGCGCAGCAAGAUGGAUGAAGUCGACAGACUAGCUGAAAUGGAAAGACAGAGACGUGUGAGAGAAGCUGAACAGAAAGUGGUGGAAGAAGAAGCAGCAAAAAGAAUAGAACUUCUAGUGAAGAAGAGAGUUGAAGAGGAAUUAGAAAAAAGAAAAGAUGAAAUUGAACAAGAAGUGGCUAAAAGGGUAGAAGAAGCGAAACGGAAGAUGGAGAAAGAAAUGAUGGAAGAACUUGAGCGACAAAGAGAACAACAGCGCCGCGAGGAGCUGGCUAGACAGGAGGAAGAAGCUCGUAAAAGGAAAGAGCUGGAGGAAAUCAUGGCUGAAAAUAAUAAAAAGAUUGAAGAAGCUCAGCGCAAGCUGGCUGAGGAGCGGCUAGCCAUGAUUGAAGAACAAAGGAAAAUGGAUGAAGAACGGCAGAAAUUGAAAAAAGAACAAGAAAAGAGAGUUAAAGAGGAACAGAGAAAAAUAUUAGGCAAAAAUAAUUCAAGACCUAAACUGUCAUUCUCGUUGAAUCCUCUAUCAUGAGUGGUGACCAACACUUAAGGGUGACUCUAAAUAAUGAAGAUCAUCAUUAUUUAAUAGAAUCAUUUACAGGUUUUACCUAAGAGACAUUUUCAUUAGCUUAGAUAUGUGUACAUGUUUAUUUUCUUCUGUUCAAAUGGCAUGAGGAUAAAUAAGAUUUGGAGUGGAAAUUCGGCGGUCAAACUCACCAAGACCUUAUGACACGGUUGACAGUAUUGCUGGAAUUAUAAUCUAUAGAAGGUAGAUACCUCAUAGGGCCUUGUAAAUAUAUAAACAAGACGUGUGAUCUGCGAUGUUGCCCUAAACAAUUGGAUAAGAAUUCCAUACAUUUUUUUUUUUCAAACUUUGUCCUCAGAAAAGCACUUUACCACUUUUUAUACAUAACUGGAUUGUCAAGAAGUACCAAAACUAUCUUUUCUUGUAAAAAAAAGUGAAAUAACAUUUUGUUGAAGAGCAAUUGAAAAAUUGAUUUUCUUUCACCUAACCAUUUAAAAGAUUUGUUUGAUCCAGAUUGUGACCAUUAAAAAACUGUCUUCUUUUAAGUGGUACCAAUUUAAAUCAUUAACACUGUAAUUAAAAAUGGUUAAUAAAUAAAAAAUAAAUCUCGCAAAGUCGUCAGCAAUGUCGUGUGGAUACCUACAUAUUAACGACGAAAUUAGAUUAUUUGUCCAGUCCAACACAAGUGACCUAUUGAAUUAUAGAACUACAAUUUAUUUAAUAGCUGUAAGAAUUAAUCCUAUCUAAGUGCUGCCGAUAUUACAUUUAGAUUACCGUUCACAAAGGAGCCUUAUAAACAAUAAUGUUUUAAGUGCAUUAUACAUAGUAAUGUUAUGUAAUAAAAUCAAUCGACUGCCAUUGCAAGGUUAUUGUUUUGUAAUAGAUAACGAAAGCUUUGUGUCAAAACCUUUUUGCAGUGCUAGUUAUCGCCAUAGUGAAAUAACAUUAAUACAUUAUAUACAGUUGUCUACAUAGGGUCGGGUUUAGUUAGGGCCAAAUUAUGUUUUUCAAUGAAACAAAACUAAGAUAGGCUUUUGUAAAUGUACAUACGUUUGUAAAUUUAAGGUUAAGAUCGUAGGUUUAUUUUAAGCAGUUUAGAAUAAAACAGUUCAGUUAUAGUAUAUUUUAUACAUGAAACAAACUUUGUAAAGCUGGUUGCAUAUAACUCAUGUGGACAGAGAAGGUAUUAAGUAUAACAUUUAUAAACCUGACUCCCUAAAGGCCUAACGACAUAUUGACAUGAGCCUCGAGCAAAAAAGAUAGAUGAUUUUGCACCAUCCCUUAUUCGGUUUAACUAACUUCUCAUUAAGUAUUUGAUUUACGAAUUUCCCAAUAAGAAAUUGUCUUUGUUGCCCAUGUUUGCGAGUUAAUUAUGAUGUGAAUAUGUAACCAAUUUUACACUGAUAUUAUAAUAGUACUUGUGUUUCUUUAUGAUAUAAUUCACAACAAAUGUUUGCUUUAUUCAGUAAGAAUCUUUCCAUCCAUUGUAUUCUUCAUUACACAUUUUCUUUCUUAAUGCAUGCCAUUAAAUUUCCACCAUAAUCCCAAUUUUUGUUUUUUUAAGGCAUUUCUUUAGUAAUUGUAAAUUAGGAGCUAUGUAUUUUGCACAAAAUUGGAUAUUUAUACUGAUCAGUAUCGGGAGCCUUAACAUAAAGGCCUCACUUGAUAAAUAGAUCGUGAAAAUCAUAUGCAUGAAAAUAAUAUUUCCCUUUGCCUUAAGAUUAUUGUUAAAUUAUGGCAUUUAAAAUUCCGACCGUCCUUGUUUAGGUAUGCAUAUUUUGAACAAAUAAAUCGAGCGAUGUGAUGUAAAAAUCUUUGUUAUCAAUUAAUUGCAAUACAGUACAUUUAUCUCCCGAACAUUCGAAGUGUAAUAAUUCAUUAUUCAUUUAAUUAAAUAAAGCCCUUCACAUAA
Helicoverpa armigera (cotton bollworm) is the source of this 2808-nucleotide messenger RNA. RefSeq names its product UPF0430 protein CG31712 (gene Arglu1). The record is from RefSeq and is a predicted model, not a curated record. Gene Ontology annotation, cellular component: mitochondrion; nucleoplasm. The coding region runs from base 138 to 902 and encodes 254 amino acids. The transcript is spliced from 6 exons. Gene Ontology annotation, molecular function: cadherin binding. Lineage: Eukaryota; Metazoa; Arthropoda; Insecta; Lepidoptera; Noctuidae.